Messenger RNA from Drosophila hydei, 1407 nucleotides. RefSeq lists its product as uncharacterized. Lineage: Eukaryota; Metazoa; Arthropoda; Insecta; Diptera; Drosophilidae. Gene Ontology annotation, biological process: interstrand cross-link repair; protein monoubiquitination. Gene Ontology annotation, cellular component: nucleus; Fanconi anaemia nuclear complex. Gene Ontology annotation, molecular function: ubiquitin protein ligase activity. The transcript is spliced from 2 exons. The record is from RefSeq and is a predicted model, not a curated record. The coding region runs from base 234 to 1364 and encodes 376 amino acids.
CAUAGCUGAUCAAAUGCGUGAGCAAAUUCUAACGUAUAUUGCGUGAAUCAUUUGCGACAAUAUACCCUAAGAUUUGAAAUUACGAGGCAAAUCUAUCGAAGCAGGUAGCCGACUAUCGAACAGCCACCACAUCGAAGCAAUAGUAUCACUUGCCUUGGCGCCUAAACGUGGUCAUACUUUUAUGACAGAAUUAUCUCUUACAACAAAUAUUUUAAAUUCAGUUUCAAAUAAAUAUGGACGAAGUUCAUUUAAAGCGGCAGUUGGCAUUGAAAUAUCCCGGAUUAUAUUUUGAGCGAAGCAAAAACAACGCCGUUGUUCUCAGAGGAGUUGUUUACAUGAAUGCUAAAUGGAUACGUUUAAAACUCUAUUUACCACAUUUUCCAGAACUGUGUGACUUUCGAUUGUGCGUACAGGAGCACUUGGAAUAUAAACGGUACAGCACUGAAAAUACGCAGAUCCAAGCGAAUUGGCAACUUGAAGAUCUUCUAUUGCAUAUUAUUCAGCUGUUACCCGAAGAACCGAUGCCCGAUGUUUAUUCAAGUCAACAGAAAAGUAAUAUAUAUACGGAGAUUCUGGAGUUGCACAAACCGCAAGACUAUCGCCUGCAAUUGAAUGACAGAUGCACGCGGAUUCGCUUCUGUGGUUUUGCCGAGCAUGAGGCACAUUACCUGGAACUGAAGCUGCCGUCAUUGCAAUUGAUAGCUCACAGUCUGCCCGACUGCAUUCAACUAGAAGAUAUAUUAGAAAAUAGCUCCCACUCGCUCACCAGCAUCUUACAUCUAUAUCUCAAACUGUUGGAGGAAUUACGCCCGUUCUAUGAGAGUUUCUCUAGUAUUGAUGAGCUGUGCGAUGUGCUGCAGCCCUGUCCAAUUACCACUAAGCAUAACACACGCGUCUUUCCACUUAAAGAUCGUGUAUAUCUCAAGCUAACCAUAGCCGAUCCCUUUGCCAGCUAUGCAUCCAUGACCGUACAGAUAAUAGGACCCACCGAGGAGGUUGCACAUCUACGACAUGUGUUGAGCGAAGGACUCGCAAAUUGGGAUAUUGAGCUGGACAUGCACAAGAAUCUCUUACAUAUAUUCGAUUUGUGUUACUUUCCAAUGCCGGCAGAGAUGCAGUUGAAGAAAAAUGAGGACGAAGAGCAGCGAUGCAAUAUAUGUUUCGACUAUCGCCUAGACAACGGCGAGGUGCCUCUUGUCUCCUGUGAUAAUUCCAGAUGUGUGCUUAAAUGUCAUGCAGCUUGUCUAAAGGAAUGGUUCGAUACGCUGGUCGAAGGUAAAACUUUUCUGGAAGUAUCUUUUGGCCUGUGUCCGUUUUGCAAAGCGAAGCUGUCCACUUCCUUUGCAGUGCUGCUAAAGAACUAAAUAAAAUCCAUUGUACAGGAAUUGCCAUAUGUAUUGGGAUUUU